Messenger RNA from Stegastes partitus (bicolor damselfish), 2749 nucleotides. RefSeq names its product venom phosphodiesterase 1. Bases 51 to 2657 code for a protein of 868 amino acids. Lineage: Eukaryota; Metazoa; Chordata; Actinopteri; Pomacentridae. Gene Ontology annotation, biological process: nucleoside triphosphate catabolic process. Gene Ontology annotation, molecular function: nucleoside triphosphate diphosphatase activity; metal ion binding; nucleic acid binding. The record is from RefSeq and is a predicted model, not a curated record. The transcript has 25 exons.
CCCAUCUGUCGUCCGUCUGUCUUUCUGCGAGAGCGUGAGACUGCACAUUCAUGUCCGCCAUGGGUUGGAUAAAGGAGUCACAGAAAAAGAAGAAGAAAAUCAUUAUUGGCGUCUUGGCAGUAUCAAUUGUGAUCCUGGUCCUUGGUCUCGGACUCGGGCUUGGACUGGAUUUGCAGGCAUGUCGAAACAAAGUUACACCCCACACGUCCUGCAGGGAAAGAUGCUACGAGCCCUUUGAUGAUGAGAUUCCUGGCUGCAGAUGUGACAGCAGCUGUACUGACACCAACAGCUGCUGCUACGACUACCACGACCUCUGCACCGUUCCCACCCAGCAGUGGGAAUGCACGAAGCUGCGCUGUGGCGAGAAGAGGCUGGAUCAGAGCAAGUGUCAGUGCUCUGACGACUGUCUGUCUGCAGGAGACUGUUGCACCAAUUACAAGCACGUCUGCCACGGGGACACUGAGUGGGUGGCGGAUAAAUGCGAGGACCUGUCAGCCCCUUCGUGUCCAGCAGGCUUUAAAUCGCAGCCGCUGCUCCUGGUCUCUUUGGAUGGCCUGAGGGCAGAGUACCUGCAGACGUGGCGCGCUCUCAUCCCUGUUCUGGACAAACUCAGGGCAUGUGGAUCGUCAGCUCCUUACAUGCAGGCCGCAUUUCCAAGCAAGACGUUCCCGAAUCACUACACCAUUGUUACGGGUCUCUAUCCAGAGUCCAACGGCCUGGUCGAUAACUCUAUGUAUGAUCCGGUGUUAGAUGCCAGCUUCUCUCUGUCCAACUCAGAGAAAGACAACCCCGCCUGGUACCUCGGGCAACCCAUUUGGCACACAGCAAAGUAUCAGGGACUGAAGGCUGGGACUUUCUUCUGGCCGGGAUCAGACGUCCAAAUCAACGGAACCUACCCUGACAUCUACCAACCUUACAACGGCAAAGUGCCAUUUGAAGAAAGAGUUUUUACUGUGCUGAAGUGGCUGCAGCUGCCUGAUGAUCAGAGACCAGAUUUCUAUACGUUGUAUCUGGAGGAACCUGAUAAAUCUGGACACAGCUACGGUCCUGUCAGCGGAGGGCUCAUAGCAGCGAUCCAGGGUGUGGAUAAGAUCAUCGGUCAGCUCAUGAACGGCCUCAAGCAGCUCGGCCUGCACCGCUGCGUCAACAUGCUGAUUGUGGCUGAUCACGGUAUGGAGGAGACGAGCUGCGACAGGAAGGAGGUUCUCCAGGAGCUAGUUGGAGAUACCAGCAAUUACUUUGUAAUUCAGGGUCCGUUUGGGCGCAUCCGUGGUAUAAAUAAAGACACCGUCGUGGACUCAGCUGGACUCGUGGCUAACAUGACUUGUAAGAAGCCAGACCAGAAGAUCAAGCCGUACCUGAAGGCCCACCUACCAAAGCGCCUCCACUUUGCCAACAGUCGUCGCAUCGAAGAUGUUAACGUCCUGGUGGAGCCUAAAUGGCUCUUUGAGAGAGCUCCACAAUCUCUCACAUUCUGCUCUGGCGGGAAUCACGGCUACGACAACGAUGUUGAAAGCAUGCAUGCCAUGUUCGUCGGUUAUGGCCCAAAAUUUUUGAACCAAACAGAGAUCGAACCCUUCAGCAGCAUUGAGCUAUACAAUCUCAUGUGUGAUGUGCUAGAAAUCUUCCCCACCCACAACAAUGGGACCCACGGCAGCAUGAAUCACAUUCUGAGGAAGCCCUAUCACAUACCAACACACCCUGCAGAGCAGAGUGUGCAGUCUGAGUGUCCCCUGGAGAGUCUGCUCCCUGGUGAGGCCCUGGGAUGCUCCUGUUCUGGCCUGGUGAAUGUCAACAGACGCCUGAAUCUGACUGCACAAGAAGUAUCUGCUGCAGAGAAGAAGCACCUGCUGUUUGGUCGUCCUCGCGUGCUGCAGCCCGACCAGAAGUACUGCAUCCUCCACCAGGAGGGAUUCAUGAGCGCCUACAGCAGCUCGGCCCUGAUGCCUCUGUGGAGCUCGUUCACCAUCGACAAGCCGAGUAACUUGGACUCGUUGCCACCGGUGCUGACAGAUUGCUUGAGGGCAGAUGUGAGACUUCCAGCAUCUCAGAGUCAAAGAUGCGACGAAUACAGCUCCACUGGAAACCUGAUCCAAGCCUUCCUGUAUCCACCCAACCUGAAUACAACAGCGGACCAGCAGUAUGAUGCUUUACUGACGAGCAAUGUGGUGCCGAUGUACUCUGAGUUUAAGAAAAUCUGGGACUACUUCCACAACACUUUGCUGACAAAAUACGCAUCUACUUACAACGGCAUCAAUGUCGUGAUGGGCCCUGUUUUUGAUUACAACUAUGACGGCCAGUAUGACACUCCACAGCAGAUCCAGCAAUUUGUGCCCGGUACAAACAUCUCUAUCCCGACACAUUACUUUGUGGUGUUGACGAGCUGCCGGGACUCAACCAAGCCAGUUAGCGCUUGCGUCGGAGAGCUGCAGACCGUGUCCUUCCUGCUUCCCCAUCGAGCCGACAACUCGGAGAGCUGCAAAAACACAGAAGCUGAAUCUCAGUGGGUUGAAGAUCACAUGUGGUUUCACCAGUCGCGAGUCAGAGAUGUUGAGUGGAUCACAGGCCUGGAUUUUUACCAGGGCAGCAAUCGACCAAUCCCAGAGCUGCUGAAGGUGAAGACCCGGCCUACAGCUGCCAUUCACAGAAGUCAAUAAAACAUUUCCCCAACCAACAAAAAAUGUAAUCAUUUUCUAAAUCAGUGUUUUUUUGUAUUGAAGGAGCUGAUUAAUGUAAAUGUAGUUUGUGA